Messenger RNA from Chironomus riparius, 921 nucleotides. NCBI's taxonomy places the organism in Eukaryota, Metazoa, Arthropoda, Insecta, Diptera, Chironomidae. The record is from the annotation of a GenBank genome assembly.
AUGAACGAAAUACAGCAACAACAACAAUACUACAAUAUGGUUAAUACUAGCAAGAUGGGUGAUUUGGAUAUCAAUCUGAUCACAUUAUAUGCUCGUACACCGGCUUUAUAUGAUAAAAGAAAUCCAUUCUACAAAGAUAAACAGUAUUCGGAGAGAGCAUGGAAUGAUAUUUCGAUGAAAUUAGGAUAUAAAGUUGAAAUUCUCAAAGAUCGAAUGCUACAGCUAAGGAAUCGAUAUAAUCUCGAGAAGCGAAAGAUUGAAGGAACGAGAACAGAGACAAGUCCUAAUCCCAAAUCAUCGUGGCCUUUGUACAAAUAUUUGUUAUUUUUUGAUGGUCACAUAAAGCAAAGACGCUCGUAUAAGAUGCUUAAAAAGAUCCAAGACGCUGAAGCAGACAAAGCUCGGUCCGAUCAUCGAGGCGAGACGUCAAGUCAAGCUAAUUCUUCCGCAAAUGAAAGCUUCCAUGGUGACAUUUCGAUGUUGUCCAAACUGAUUAGGGAUCGAUCGGAGUCACUAAAUACAGAAAUUAAGAAUGAAGAAGAUUCGGAUCUCGACAUGGUUGAAGCCAUUCCAAUACUCAAUGAAAAUUCUUCAGAUAAUCAAAUAUUCAAUUAUAAUAACGCCAAUGGUGCCAAAAACGGUAACGAUGCAUGCUCCACAUCAAGUUAUAAAAUGACAAAUUCCGUUGAUAAUAAUUCAAAUGGUCCGCCACAAAUGACCAUGAUUCCACAGCAUCCGUAUGCUGCAACUACCUCCACACCAUUUGAUGGGUUCUCAAGUUUGGAUAAGAAAUUUAAUAAAUAUAAUGCAUUCGGACAGUUUAUAGCAGCAUCACUAGCAGACUUAUCGGACGAGAAAGCUACAGAUGUUAUGCAACGGAUAACUAUGGAAAUAUUUGCAGCCCAACGAGAUCUAAAUUAA